This is a messenger RNA of Melampsora larici-populina 98AG31, 513 nucleotides long. RefSeq lists its product as uncharacterized. NCBI's taxonomy places the organism in Eukaryota, Fungi, Basidiomycota, Pucciniomycetes, Pucciniales, Melampsoraceae. The record is from RefSeq and is a predicted model, not a curated record. The transcript has 3 exons. Bases 1 to 513 code for a protein of 170 amino acids.
AUGUUCUCUUCAUCUUCCGUGAUUCGUUGUACUGUCCUCUUCUCAUCUGUCUUCUUCGUAGCAUCGCACCCAGUUCCUCAAACACCAUAUUCACAGAACGGAUUAGGGCAAUAUGGUAUGAUAGGUGGACAACCUGGCAUGCUGGGAGUACAACCUGGUCUGAUAGGCGGACAACCCGGUAUAAUCGGCGGACAACCCGGUAUGAUCGGCGUACAGCCUGGUCAACCUUACAUCAACGGUAUGGGAGGCGGUUCCUAUCCUUAUGGAUCAUCUUCGAGAAUCGCAGGUCACCAAGGUUACCCCGGAUUCGACGAGGGUUAUAAUGGGUAUCGUGGAGGAGAAGGACAAUAUAUACCUGGUACAGCAGGACGUACUGCAUCAAACGCAGGAAUCUUAGGUGCUACUGAAGGAGGCCACGGAGGAUUUCAUGGUGCUGGUGCUCAUCUAAGCAUUCCUAGUACUGGAUGGAUUAUGAUUUCUGGACUUGCUGGACUUUUGACUCUUGUUCUAUGA